Messenger RNA from Diaporthe amygdali, 867 nucleotides. Its product is annotated as sorbitol utilization protein sou1. The transcript has 5 exons. Gene Ontology annotation, cellular component: intracellular anatomical structure. Gene Ontology annotation, molecular function: oxidoreductase activity, acting on NAD(P)H, oxygen as acceptor. NCBI's taxonomy places the organism in Eukaryota, Fungi, Ascomycota, Sordariomycetes, Diaporthales, Diaporthaceae. The record is from RefSeq and is a predicted model, not a curated record. The coding region runs from base 1 to 867 and encodes 288 amino acids.
AUGAAGGACGGCAAAUUCGAACACGAUGUCACCGCGGCGUCUUCAAAGACCAAGGUGUUCGACCUGCUUUCCUUGAAGGGCCGGACAGCUAUCGUCUCGGGUGCCGGCGCAGGUAUCGGUUUGGGCGUUGCUCACGCAUACGCCGAAGCGGGCGCGAAUGUGAUAAUCUGGUACAAUAGCAACGCAAAGGCGCUAGAGCGCGCAAAAGAAAUCGAGGCCGAGUACGGCGUUAAAUGUCGCGCAUAUCAAGUGAAUGUCACGUCCGCCGAGGAUGUCGAGGCAGCUGUGAAUUCCCAGAUCAAAGAGUUUAACAAUCGCCUCGAUGUCUUCGUGGCCAACGCAGGCAUUCCAUGGACACAGGGUCCCGCCAUUGACGGAGAGCUCGAACACUAUCACAAAGUCGUAGCCAAUGAUCUCGACAGCGUCUUCUAUUGCGCGCGCACAUGCGGCAAGAUCUGGAAGAGACAAAAAGAGACGGGCCUCGACUUGGCGGGCAAGAAGCUGGAGGACUUCAAUGGCGGCAGCUUCAUUGCUACUGCGUCCAUGUCUGGCCAUAUUGUAAACGUUCCCCAAUUGCAAGCAGCGUAUAAUGCGGCCAAGGCUGGUGCCAGCCAUAUGUGCAAAUCAUUUGCUGUUGAAUGGGUUGGCUUUGCCCGCGCCAAUGCAGUCUCACCAGGUUACAUUGCUACAGAGAUCUCAACAUUCGUGUCUGAAAACACUAAGAACGUUUGGAAAGACAAGAUUCCCAUGGGCCGAGAGGGCCAGGUCCAUGAGCUGAAAGGGGCCUACUUAUUCCUCGCCUCGGAUGCGGCUUCAUACACAACGGGAACAGAUAUCAUUGUGGAUGGUGGUUACUGCUUGCCGUAA